Ogataea angusta is the source of this 696-nucleotide messenger RNA. RefSeq lists its product as uncharacterized. The coding region runs from base 1 to 696 and encodes 231 amino acids. Gene Ontology annotation, molecular function: protein binding; U2 snRNA binding. The transcript has a single exon. Gene Ontology annotation, cellular component: U2 snRNP. NCBI's taxonomy places the organism in Eukaryota, Fungi, Ascomycota, Pichiomycetes, Pichiales, Pichiaceae. Gene Ontology annotation, biological process: mRNA splicing, via spliceosome. The record is from RefSeq and is a predicted model, not a curated record.
AUGAGACUUACACCGUUGUUAAUACAAGAAGCGCCCUGUUUUCGAAAUCCUGCAGGCGACCACGUUCUAAGCUUGCGAGGCUUGCAAAUAACAUUCAUCGAGAGCUUCAAUGAAUAUGAUGAUGUCAACGAAGCUUUGGACUUGACAAACAAUGAGAUACGCACACUUAGUUUCAACACCCGCUUGAAGAGGCUCAGAACUCUCUUACUUGCUCGCAAUCAAAUUAUCGAUAUAGACGCUAACAUCGCUGCACUGCUGCCUCAUCUCAACACAUUGUCAUUAGUGGAUAAUAACAUUUCAGACUUGACAAAUUUACUUCCUUUGAGGCACUGCCGCAACCUGGAAAACAUAUACCUCACCGGCAAUCCAGUCACAUCCUCAAAAUACUACAGGGAGUUUAUUGUCUGGUUAGUGCCCGGAUUAACUGUGCUCGAUUUCGAACGUGUGAAGCCGCAGUUGAAAAAGUCCGCUGAGGAAUUACUUGGCACAUUUGACCAGCCGACCACGCUAGCAUUAAAGCUCCUAGACAAUAAAGAAUUGGAGCCUCUAAAAGAGCCUAUUUCUACAACAACACAGCAAUCAAUUAGACUCACAGAAGAAGAACGGUCCAAACUGGAGGCCGAUUUAAUGAACGCUACUAGUCUUGAUGAAAUCGAGCGCAUAGAACUAGCUUUGAAACCAGGCUACAUAGAGUAG